Cydia strobilella is the source of this 5248-nucleotide messenger RNA. It is a transcript of the gene alpha-Man-Ib, whose product is annotated as endoplasmic reticulum mannosyl-oligosaccharide 1,2-alpha-mannosidase. Gene Ontology annotation, biological process: carbohydrate metabolic process; mannose trimming involved in glycoprotein ERAD pathway. The transcript is spliced from 11 exons. The record is from RefSeq and is a predicted model, not a curated record. The coding region runs from base 244 to 1992 and encodes 582 amino acids. NCBI's taxonomy places the organism in Eukaryota, Metazoa, Arthropoda, Insecta, Lepidoptera, Tortricidae. Gene Ontology annotation, molecular function: calcium ion binding; mannosyl-oligosaccharide 1,2-alpha-mannosidase activity. Gene Ontology annotation, cellular component: membrane; endoplasmic reticulum.
UGCCGCAGGUACGGCUGAAAAAUCAAAAAAAAUGUAUUAGAAAAUGGUAAUGGUGCCCGGCUUUGCAGACGUGGAACUUCCACGUAGCGAGUCCUUAAUUUUUCUGAUUCAGGAUAUGGGUUAGAAUUUAAAUUAUUAACGGAUCCUUGUGCUAUUGCAGCCCAAAGUAGUUAUCCUCUUUACAUAGUAACUCACCUUUUCCAGCAUAUCUUAAAAUGAGAAUUUUGUAAAAUUUAAUUCAUAAUGAGGAGUCCUGGAGCUGACACACAAAUUGAAGUGACCGAGGGCGAUCUACCAACAGAUGUUAACAAAUGGAAUCCCACAAUAGACACAUCUAUUUAUAUAAAUGAUCAGAGUCAGUCAAUAUCUCAUAGAAAAUUUAUAAGGAGAUGGAAUCGCUUGUCUCGUCUGCAGAGAUCCAUUGUGUAUGCAGUGAUAGUUAUAGCUGUAACUGUGGGAGUUCUCUUCUAUACUGCUAGGGAAACAGACCCUGAGAAAAAAACUAAUAUUAGCCAGCUUCCUGUGGAAGCAGUGAAGAAUUUGUCUCUAGUCAACGAGCCAGUCGCCGCACCAGUAUUAACCAACAGCAAACCUGCCUUUGAAAUUGAACUGAAUGAGAGACCAGUCUUUACUGGUCCCACAAACGCUAAGCAGUAUGCAGUGGUGGAGAGCUUCAGGCACGCAUGGAAGGGUUACAAGACACACGCCUGGGGCCAUGACAACUUGAAGCCGUUGUCCGGGAUGCCUUCUGAUUGGUUCUCGCUGGGGCUGACCAUCGUCGACGCUUUAGACACUGCAUUUAUUAUGGGACUGACUGAAGAAUUCGACGAGGGGCGCGAAUGGAUCAGCAAAGAGCUCGUGUUCACGCGGAACAAGGACGUGAACUUCUUCGAGGUGACCAUCAGGGUGCUGGGUGGGCUGCUCACGAACUACCACUACACGCAGGACGAGAUGUUCUUGAAGAAAGCGGAGGACCUAGGCGACCGUCUGAUGGCAGCGUUCAACUCGCCUUCGGGCAUCCCGUACUCGGACGUGAACCUCGGGACGCGAACCGCGCACGCGCCCGAGUGGUCCCACUACAGCACCACGGCCGAGGUCACCACCGUGCAGCUCGAGUUCCGCGAGCUGUCGCGCGCCUCCAACAACCCAGCGUAUGAGGACGCAGCGGCAGCGGUAUCGGAGAAGAUCCACCAGCUGCCUAAGAAACACGGUCUGGUGCCCAUCUUCAUCAACCCUAACACCGGCCAGUUCCUGCCGCACGCCACCAUCACGCUCGGGGCGCGCGGCGACAGCUACUACGAGUACCUGCUCAAGCAGUGGCUGCACACCGGCAAGACCAUCAACUAUUUGCUGGACGACUAUCUGACCGCGAUUGAGGGUGUACGAGAAUUCCUAGCGAGGCGGUCGACGCCUAACAAGUACUUGUUCAUUGGAGAGUUGUUGGCCGGAUCUGAGGCCUUCAACCCCAAGAUGGACCACCUGACCUGCUUCCUGCCAGGCACGCUGGCGCUGGGCCACGCCAACGGGCUGCCCGACUGGCACAUGACCAUGGCCGAGGAGCUCAUGACCACGUGCUACCUCACAUACAAGGCGCACCCCACGUUCCUCGCGCCGGAGAUCACGCAUUUCAACUUGGCGAGCGCCACGUCGGACAUGUACACGAAGACGGCGGACGCGCACAGCCUGCUGCGGCCCGAGUUCAUAGAGAGCCUGUUCUACAUGUACCAGAUCACCGGCAACACUACCUACCAGGACUGGGGCUGGCAGAUUUACCAGGGCUUCGAGAAGUAUGCUAAGGUCCCCAACGGUUACACGUCUCUAGCCAACGUGAAGACUGAGAAACCGGUGCAACGCGACAUGAUGGAGUCGUUCUUCCUCUCCGAAACGCUUAAGUACCUCUACCUCCUGUUCAGCGACGACAGAUACCUUAUAGACUUGAGCAAAUACGUUUUUAACUCCGAAGCUCAUCCUCUGCCUAUACACAAGUCAUAGACUGACUUACAUGCGGAUUCAUCUUUCUCGAAAAUGAUGUGACCUGACCACUCUUAUGUACAAUUAGCAUAGAGUAUAUAGACACCACAUUAUGAUUAUAAUGCGUUUACAAAGAGCACGAGGUCACCACACACUACACAGUUUUACUUGUAAAGUGCUACGAUUCGAGCUGCACAAAUGAGUUGUUUUCUACGCCAUUUUAUAGUAUAACAACGCAGGUACAGCUCUAAAGAUUAUUUUUGUACAUAUCUUUAAUUUACACGAGUAUUAGUCGUAAUUGUGCAACUGAUAUAAGCGGCCGCGCUUCCCUACUAAUUUAGUGUGUCAGCGCUUAUGUGUGGUGACCUCGAUUGUCUCAUGUGUUGGUUGGUGGUUGAAAUAGUUGUGACAUUUAGCAAAUAAGCGCGGUAAACCACUAUCGCAUGGAAGUUUAUAUGGAAGAGGGUAGUAGUACACUAUUCUUAGUUGUUGACUAACCUGACUGAAUUCCCACGUCCGAGCGACGCGGUCCUUAAUAACUGUCUGGCUGAUCGCCCAGUUUCCUGCGUAAUACUUAGUGUUGAUAACAAACUUAAUUUUUUCCAUGAAAUCCGUUUGUACAAUUAUAUCGAACGCGUGUAUAUGGCAAAACGUGGCAUAUUAUUACGUGAUCAUUGCGAUUUGCCAUGAAAUUAAAUGUUGUUUUUAAUCCAUAUAUACAACUAAGGUCUGUUUUUUUCAGCGUUCAUGUUUGUAUGUAUGUGAGUCUUUUAUUCCGUAGACUAAAAUGACGUUUCAUGUGUAAGACAUGACAUUUCUUAGUACCACAUGAAAUGUCAUUUUAGUCUACGGAAUAAAAAACAUUGAAAUUUUGCCACCCUUAAAAUUAUCUUUUUACAGUACAUAUGGUGCUACUUUCUCGCACUAGUGCGUAAAAGAGCACUUUUCGUGCAUAUGUCGACAGUCUAAAGGGCCAUAUGUACUGUAAAACGUUGUACGAUACACGUGCGAAUAGGUAAUUAGCAACUCGUGUCGAUUUAAAACACUCCCUGCGGUCGUGUUUUAAUUUAUCGCCACUCGUUUCAAAUUUCCUCUUUUCCGCACUUGUAUCGUAAAUAACUAUUGCCAGCGACUUCAAAACUGUCGCAGGAGUUGUGAAACUAAGUGUUCGACAUUUACUCCAUCCCUAUAAUACUUGGUACUGAAUUAAAGUACUUACAUGGUUAUAAAUGUAUUAUAUACAUUUGUGUACUAAACAGGACUUUUAAUGCACGUAAAAUAGUAUCUUAAGGUAAGCUCCCAGGUGAGAUACAUCUUUAUAAUAAUCUUACAGGUUUUAAAUUAGCUUUGCAACAAUUUUUCACAUUAUUACAUUAUUUAACCUUUAUUGCACAAAAUAACAACUUAAUGAACUUAAUGCCAUGAGGCAUUAUCUACCAGUCAACCUUAAGGCAAAGCAGAAAUGAUUGUAGACGGUGCAUUUGAAAACCAAAAGAAAACGUUAUAUCUAACAACAUAUACAAUGUACACACAUAUUUACGUAUAUCACAUAAUUACAUAAUACCGAAGCGUAGCAAAGGUCUACGAUUUGACUCGGGCAUUUUGCUUUCGUAUGUCCGGAUGUUUUUCUCUACGGUCGCAAUUCUCAACCGAUUCUCGUGAAAUUUUUGUGACCAGAUUCGAUGAUUAAAUAAAUUUUUCAAAAUGGCGGAGUCGUGAUAGCUCGCGCCUAAACAAAUAGUCGUAUCAAAAUCAUGAGCUUUUCUUUUUGAGACAUGUUUACAGAUUAAAUGGCAAAAUAUGCAGAAAAUCUGUCUCGCUGGUUUAGGCGGUAUUUAGAUAUUUAGUUUUUAUUCUAGAAUAAGUAGCCAAAUUUCGUCAAGUUAGCGAAGACCUAUCAUGGCGCACUGCAGACAUUCGCUUUGAAGUAGGGAGGUCCCUGGUUCGAUCCCCACUAACCCCAGUAAUUGUAAGUGGGACAUAACAUAACUUUUGUUGUUAUACACCUAAAUUUCGUAGUUUUUUUUGUUUUAAUGGAAAAUUUCGUAUUGCUGAUUGAUCAAGCGCGGGCUAAGCGUAUUAAUUUCAUUUUUACAAGCUGUUAUUUAACUAUUUUUUUGUCAUUUUAACUUUCUAAAUUAUUCUAAACGGCGGAGCCAUACUAUUUAGCUUUUAGCUAUGCUCGCGAGGUCCACAGCUCACAGAGCCACUAGUAUAUAGAUAUUAUUCGACUUCUCAGACAGAUACUCAAUUCUUCUUUGAACUACCAGCAAAGAAAUCACGCACCGAUUUUUUUAAAGCAUACUUGUUAGGUGCUUUCCUAAUGUGAGGGGAAGACCAUUCCAGAGGCGGGCCACCUGAAUGGCGAAUGAAUCGGACAUAAAGCCCGUUCGAUGAAGAGGGGGGGGUUAUCAUUAUUAAUGAGGCAACAUCUUGUAAGGCGCUAAGUUAGAAUUUUCAAGUACUGUUUUAAAUUUUUGGUUGGUUUGGCUUUUCUUGAGAUGCAAGUCUUAUUAGUGAGAUUAAGUUGAAUGAAAGUAAGUCAAAACGCACGGUUUACUUACCACCUUGUAAUUUUUUUUUGUGAGCGUGGGACCAAUCGUUUUGUAUGGCAACUUCAUGUUUUCAUGUAAUUGAAUAUGGACUCUGAGAAAACUAGAGACAGCAAUCGAAUUUGUUGCAAUUGGUCCUUGUUUAUGUUAUGAGAUGUUAUUAUUUUAGUUAGUUUAAUUGGUUUUCCGUUGUAACAUAUUUUAAUGAAAUUUUAUAAUGAGUUGUAAUAGUUAUUAAAGUGCACUAUGUAAUUUAUACACGUAAUAUCGCAUUGAACGGGAACGCGCGCCGCCUUGUCACGGCGUAUUGUAUGUAUCUACAUCUUAAUAGCCCGGAGUUCGAAAAUCGAAGAAUAACGCCCUGCAUGUAAAUUAAUCAUAAUAGAAUAAUUAGUUGUAUUAAUCAUUCUCUUUAAUAAUUUUGCGUGCAUUUAUGCGGUUGAUAGCUAUCGUUUAAUAUAUUUGUAUCAUAUUUUUUACCAAAAAGCAAGGCAUAACACUUAAUUUACUCUUAAGUUGUUUAUUUAAAACUGCCACUGUCGAUGGCGUGUAAAGAUGUAUUCUAUGUGUAUAGUCAUUCAGUAAAUUGUAUGUAAAUAUUAUUUUUAUUAUGCAUUCCUGAUUUAUAAAUAUUUAGUUACCAAAAAACUAGUUAGGCAAAACAUACUGAUAGAAUAGAUAAGACAAAUGUAAUAACUAAUAAAUCACGUAUCUACGUUUUUCAA